CAAACCGUCCCACUUCUCUGUCUUUUACCUGUAAACGAGUUUCUUUGUGUAAUUUUAUCGAACAUUUUGGUGCGCAACAGAAACCCAUAAAGGUCGAAGAAAGAUGGUGAAACCGGGUAUAAGGAGGGAGAGAAACAGCUCAACCGGAGGGCAAAACGAUGUCGUUGGCGGCGGCGGCGGCCGAUACAAGGGCGUGAGGAUGAGGAAGUGGGGCCGGUGGGUGGCGGAGGUCCGGCAGCCGAACAGCCGUAAAAGGAUCUGGCUGGGCUCCUACAACACGCCGCAGGAGGCGGCGCUGGCCUACGACGCCGCCGUAUUCUGCCUACGUGGACCGUCGGUGCUGCUCAAUUUCCCAGAGACUCCGCCGGAGAUCCCCUCUGCCGGAGAUUUGUCGCCGUCGCAGAUCCAGGAGGCUGCUUGCAGGCACUCUCACAGUUUCCCGGCCACGGCGGAGGUUUCUCCCGUGGAGGCGGAGAUUUCGGAGGGGAUGUUAAAGUUCCCGGCGGAGGAUGGGGAAGCUUCUUAUGGUUUGGGUAUGGCGGAAGUUGGGGUUCAUAAAGGCGACGAUGGUCUUACGUGUGAGACGCACUAUCAGCCGCCUAGUUUGUGGACAUUCUAGAGCUUUUUUUUUUCUUUUUAAUUUUA
Messenger RNA from Morus notabilis, 645 nucleotides. Its product is annotated as ethylene-responsive transcription factor ERF011. The record is from RefSeq and is a predicted model, not a curated record. Gene Ontology annotation, biological process: regulation of DNA-templated transcription. The transcript has a single exon. Lineage: Eukaryota; Viridiplantae; Streptophyta; Magnoliopsida; Rosales; Moraceae. Gene Ontology annotation, molecular function: DNA-binding transcription factor activity; DNA binding. Bases 104 to 619 code for a protein of 171 amino acids.